CUGCCCGGCGCUUUCGCCACAAAGAUCUUGCUCCCCGGUAGCAAUCGCUCCCAACCAUUCCCCCCAAAGUCCUCUCGCCGCCGCAAGAGGAACCCUGUCACUUUGACCCCCAAGUCUAGACCCGCUUCAUCCUCCGAGUCGGAUACCACCCCGUCCGACGCCCACACGAGAUACACCUCCGGCACCUGUCCCUCCAUUGCCGUCGGCCUGUAUCGGUCGACAGCAGCCAGCGUCGACUCAAAAUGCUCGACGAGCCACGCCGGCGCCGGCGCCCCAUCUCCCAUGACAUUGUGUCGUGCCAGCCAGCGCAACACCUCCACUGGCAUCGCUUCGUACACAUUCCGCGGCGGCACAUCGAUGAGAAUCAGCUUCCGCACCUCUUCCCCAGCGCGCAUCAGCACCUUGGCCGCCUCGAAAGCGUAA
Rasamsonia emersonii CBS 393.64 is the source of this 423-nucleotide messenger RNA. RefSeq lists its product as uncharacterized. The transcript has a single exon. The record is from RefSeq and is a predicted model, not a curated record. NCBI's taxonomy places the organism in Eukaryota, Fungi, Ascomycota, Eurotiomycetes, Eurotiales, Trichocomaceae.